UGAGCGUUUAGACCAGUACUGGAGUGAAUCGCUACGGGGUUGUUUUGGCUGUAUUUUCUCAAACCGAAACAGGAGGAUUAACGGACACAAGCGACGUUUGUAUAAUUCCUCGAAUAAUAUCGCGCUAAUGAUGCCCGGACAGGCGUCGGUGACGGUGGCCAUCGGUCCACAGAAAUCGUCCGCUUUUGUUUUGAAGAAGAUUAUGAACAUUCCUCCUCCAAACAUACUGGAGGAUCAAGAUGACGAUAUUGAGAAGGAGAAACAGGGUUCGACCGGCGAUGGGACGUCCGGUGGCAGCGGCGGUUCAGGCGUCUCCGCCUCUCUCACCCCUGCCAUCUGGGACAAAACCAUCCCGUACGACGGCGAGACCUUCCACCUGGAGUACAUGGACCUGGACGAGUUCCUGCUGGAGAACGAGAUUCCCGUCACGCUGGAGGAGGAGCUGAACAAGUGUCCUGAGGUGGAGAGGCAAGACGGCGACACGCAGGAUUCCUCCGCAAGCUCCGAUGAGCCGGCGACCGUCCCAGAGAUGCCUGAGGAGGAAAACAAGGACGAAGAGCCUGAGGAUGACCCGCUCACUGAGAGCAUUGAGACGACAACAGAAUCCAAAGUCACUCCCAACCGCGUGACGCCUACUCCGACCGACCCGGAGGAGAUCGAGGUGAACGUGCCCUUUCAGCCGGACCCCACGGAUCUGGUCCUUUCCAGCGUUCCCGGAGGAGAGCUCUUCAAUCCACGGAAACAUCGCUUCUCAGAGGACGAGCUCAAACCACAACCCAUGAUCAAGAAAGCCAAGAAAGUGUUUGUUCCUGAAGAGGCGAAGGAUGAGAAAUACUGGUCACGGAGGAAGAAGAACAACAUGGCGGCGAAGCGCUCGCGUGAUGCCCGGCGUCUUAAAGAGAACCAGAUCGCCGUCCGCGCGGCUUUCCUAGAGCGGGAAAACGCCGCGCUGCGACAGGAAGUGGCCGAGCUGCGCAAAGACUGCGGCCGCUGCAAGAAGAUCAUGUCGCUGUACGAGGCCAAAUACGGCUCGCUGUGAGGGACACGUUUCACCCCGCCACGCAUCAGUCUCCCUUAUAAUUCACAACGCAGUUACGCAGCCGGGGAUUGUGGGUAAUGCGGCGCCGCGCGGGAGGUGGACGAGAAUGACGCGAGCGCGUGCUUUUAAGAGGACGUUUUAAGGGUCUAGAAGACACAAAACACAUGAUAACACAGCAUAACCUUUGACCUCCUCAUACCUCAUUCUGCUCUCUCCACGACCCCAUGUGACCCGAGCGGUGAGUUUGUAAGAGGUUUAUUCGGUAUGAAGACCGACUGGAAAAGCCGCCAAGACGACAAGUUAGCGUUCAAACUGAGAGUGUCUAGUCGUGGAAAAUGACUUUCCAACUAUUUUCGGCUAGUUUUUAACCUGUUUCUUCCUUUUAUGCACUCGACACGUCGUCUAAUGUUUGUGUACAAGAGGUUUUUUGCAGAAAACAAACGCAUGACCCUCGAUAUGAAGCAAUUACUUUCUUUAUUCUGUGAAAACGGAUCGGACGAUCGCGGUUUGCGAAGACAAGAUGUCAGAAGAAAGAAGAGUCUGUAAAUACACGCUUGUGUCUGUCCACUAGUGUCGUUCUUCCGGAAAGAUCUCAAUCAUGUAAAAAGUGACAUUUCUAUCAUGCAGAUUUUUAACUCUGUGUGCUUCGUUCAAACGCGUCUUCACAGGCAGUUAACCGGGGCGAUUAUUUUAACAUAAGCGUCUGUGCAAGAGUUUAACUGUGAGUGACUGGAUCUGGUUUGUUUUCAGGGUUUAAUCCAGGGCAAUAAUGUGCGAUUCAUUUUUACCUCAGAUUAGAUGUUUCUAACAGGUGUUUUUUAUUUAUUUAAAAUGAAUUUUUUAGUCGGGCAGCUCAGCGUCAGUUGAAAACAUAAGCGUAAUGAAUUUCUGAGUAAAAUGUAUUUGUUUUUAUUCUUACCAAAUGACGAGUUCAUUAUUGCAUUUUAAUGAAUAAUAAAAAAUAAUAAUAAUAACAAUAAUGCAUUUUUAGAUAAAUUAUUGCAUUGGUCAAACCAUUGUGGCGUAAGCAUGGUUUGCUUCAGUCGAUGACAUUAGUGUAAGCAGCACUAGCAUCACUAGAGUCUCACGUUUAUUGUGUUUUUUACUGGUUUUCCAAGAUGUUGUUGUAUUUUAAAAUGGCAGAAAGUAAUAAUGUGCUUCCAGUGUUUAUGGAUUUUGAUAGAUUACACUUGUCAUGUCAUGUUUUUAACCCUCAGAAAAUUCAUGAACACCACAAAGUGUGCUUACAAUUAAAUUACAUUUUUUUUUAUAAAUUGUUUUCCUUUUUUUAAUUCGUUAUAUACUUUUGACUGAUCAUAUUUUACAUUUACAUUACUUUUCACUGUUUUUGCUUUUAAAUAUUAUAUUUGUGUGUCAACAAAGAAUAUAUUAAAAAUAUAUAACAUUUUGAAGUAAUGUAACUGAAAUGCAACUUAAAUUUCAAGUCUAACUUAAAUUUUACUCUGUUGUAAUAUAUAAUAGUUCAAAUAUAUAUAAAAUGUGUGCCUAUAUAUAUAUAUAUAUAUAUAUAUAUAUAUAUAGACGCACAUGUUUUAUUAUAAUUAUAUAAUACACUAUAUAUAUAUAGAUCAAUAUAUACACGCACACACAUACAGACACAUUUUUAUUUUUUGCAUUUUAAACAAUGUCGUAACCCAUCAGGACUGUGUUUCUGUAAAACGGGUUUCUAGCACUUGCAAGCAAAUCUGUUGUAUAUUGACGAGUCGUUAGUGCAUGCUGUUGUCAUGGUGACACUGUGCAGUGGGCGUGUCCUUCUCUUCCAUUUAUGGAAAAAUCUCUGUCCCAUUUUUUGAUAGUUUUGUUGUUUGAACUCUUUCUACUUCUGUUCUACUUCUGUAUUUUAAUUCUACAAACCAAACCAAACUCUCCUGUUGAUCACUGUGUUCCAAAUGUACAAGAAUGAAGUUUGUUUUUAUAGGCCAAGUUUGUGUUUUCAGCCGAUUUGUGACGUUGGCCUUGGGUUUCUGUUAUAAUCUGUCAUAUAGACUCCAGACGCUGAGUUCUACAUUGGACUCUAUGAAACUCAAAUGUAGCAUUUUGACUCGUUUCCGUCUUUAAUAAAACAUUUAAAUAUAUGGAUUUUUUUUUUUUUAAAAAUGACUGUUUUUUUUUAAGAGUGCUGUUGUUUUUAUAAGUCCCUUUCCUCUGGUGUAACGCAGUAUGUUAUGACUGUAUCCCUUAUCAUGCAUAUUAAUAAAGUCGGAUAUCAGUGAUUUGACCUUG
This is a messenger RNA of Labeo rohita (rohu), 3283 nucleotides long. RefSeq names its product TEF transcription factor, PAR bZIP family member b (gene tefb). Gene Ontology annotation, molecular function: DNA-binding transcription factor activity, RNA polymerase II-specific; RNA polymerase II cis-regulatory region sequence-specific DNA binding. Bases 128 to 1039 code for a protein of 303 amino acids. Gene Ontology annotation, cellular component: nucleus. The record is from RefSeq and is a predicted model, not a curated record. Gene Ontology annotation, biological process: regulation of transcription by RNA polymerase II. The transcript has 4 exons. Lineage: Eukaryota; Metazoa; Chordata; Actinopteri; Cypriniformes; Cyprinidae.